CCAUGGGAGAUUCGAAUAAGUUGGAGACAUGGGGCAACGAAACCAAUAUGAACUUCAACCCCAUUAUCUAUCAAAACAUUUUGGCAUCGCCGUACUUCAAGAGCUUAUACGACAAAAAAACCUAUCAUGAAAUCGUGGACGAAAUUUAUAAUGAAGUGUACAAUCUGGAACCCUUUGUGAAGGGAACUACUGCAUCAACCGCGUUUUGCUUGCUGUUCAAAUUAUGGACCCAGCGCUUGACUGUUAAACAGUUGGAGGGGUUGAUUGACCACACAGAUUCUCCGUACAUUCGUGGGGUUGGAUUCCUCUACCUCAGAUAUGUCUGUGCACCAAAACAACUAUGGGAUUGGCUAGGACCAUACAUUGACGAUGAAGAAGAGAUCGAUAUGACUCAUGGAACUAAACCGACCAAGAGUACCAUUGGCAAAUUGUGCAGACAUCUCCUCACCGACAUCAAAUUCUACGGCACAAUGUUACCUCGCAUACCAGUUCCUAUUGCAAGAGAUAUCGAAAAGAAAAUAGCCGAUUAUGAUCGUGAGAGUAAGGGUCGUGGUGGAGGAAAAGGUUCCGAUGAUAGACGAAGUUCUGGGAGAGAGCGAAGCACCAGUCGUGACGGAUAUAGACGUCGUGAUGACAGCCGCGGCUCUAAGUAUGAAAAAAAUCGACGUAGAUCCCGCAGCCGUAGCCCAUACAGUCGUGAAAGAUCCCGCCACAACAGUCGCGACGGUAGCAGACACGAUAGCCGAGACCGCCAUCGGGAACGAAGAGAUAGAAGUGCGAGCCCUCGCGACGAGUUCGAUGACUACCAGAAACGUAGUAAACAAGACGAUGAGCGCCGGCGAGACAGAUACAGCGAUCGUUCGCGAGAUCGAUCUUACGAUAGAAGCUAUAGGAGAAGAUCACGUUCAAGGGAUUACGAUCGCCGACGUUGAGCUUUUUACCUUGUCAAUAACGUGGUUAAAUUUCUCAAUUGACCACUGAUAGCUCCUGAUGAGCCUUAGUAGCCAAGAUAUGGAUGCUUUUGUAUAAUAAAAACACACUUCCAAAUUGAAAACAUG
Messenger RNA from Umbelopsis ramanniana AG, 1058 nucleotides. RefSeq lists its product as uncharacterized. Gene Ontology annotation, cellular component: precatalytic spliceosome. The transcript has 7 exons. Lineage: Eukaryota; Fungi; Mucoromycota; Umbelopsidomycetes; Umbelopsidales; Umbelopsidaceae. The record is from RefSeq and is a predicted model, not a curated record. The annotation marks the transcript as partial.